GCCGUACAUGUCCAUUGGGACCCUGAGAGACCAGGUGAUCUACCCAGACUCUCUAAAAGACAUGCAUGACAGAGGCUACAGAGACAAGGACCUGGAGGUCAUACUAGACAUCGUUAACCUCAACCAGAUAGUGACUCGCGAGGGCGGUAAGAACCGGGGAGGGGGCAGUGAGGGAAAUACUAUCUGAGUCAGCCUAGAACAAAAGGGCUGCGUGAGUCUGACGGCAUAGUAACAGGUGCACUAUGAAAAUAGGUAGCUGAAGCCUGACAAAACUCCCAGUAACCUAUUUUUAAGCCAUUUACCCUUGAGAUGAAUGAUAUGGUUUCCAAAGGGAUUCCCAAACAACAACAGACAUACUGAAUGGGGCCCUCUUAGUUCAGCUAACACAUCCUUCCUCAAAAAGUUUCUAGAUCUCUUAUCAUACUAUGCGCUGUCUGUAGUGCAUUUGACCACUCAAUAAGUUAUUUCUGUAUUUUUCUAGUGGCAUCAGUCUAUCCCGCUGUCACGAUCGUUGAGAGACGGGUCAGACCAAGGUGCAGCGUGAUAUGCAUACAUAUUUAUUAAGACGAAUAAACACUUGACAAAAUAACAAAACAACGUAAACGUGAAGUCCUAUGGGCUAUACACACAACAAGCCAAACAGGAACAUAAACAAGAUCCCACAACCAAGGUAGGCAACAUGGCUGCCUAAGUAUGAUCCCCAAUCAGAGACAACGAGCGACAGCUGCCUCUGAUUGGGAAUCACACCCGGCCAAACAUAGAAACAUAAACCUAGAUCUACAACAUAGAAAUACAAUUAGAUAAAGAUCAGGGCGUGACAGUACCCCCCCCCAAAGGUGCGUACUCCGGCCGCACUAACCUGACUCAUUAGGGGAGGGUCCGGGUGGGCAUUCAGCCUCGGAGGCGGCUCCGGCUCCGGCUCCGGCAGUGACGACCUCUCCCUCUCUGCCUCCCCGUUGCACCCCUGGUCUGGUCUGGACCUCGGCGCGAUGCUUCCCCUCUCCUUCCUCCCACGAUGCACCAAGCCCUGUCUGGACCCUGAUGUGGGAGACCCCGAACCUGGAGAGGGGCUGACGUCUGGGCCUGGAUCGGCAAUCCUCCCGCGAUGCACCGUUCCCUGUCAGGACCCUGGUUUGGGAGGCCCCGACCCUGGAGAGGGGCUGACUUCUGGGUCUGGAGUGGAGCCGCUGACCGGAGCUGAACUGGACCCCGGUGGAGCGGACUGCCCUGGCUCCGGAGUGGAACCGCUGACCGGAGCUGGACUAGGCACCGGUGGAGCGGACUGCUCUGGCUCUGAAGUGGAGCAGCUGACCGGAGCUGAACUGGACCCCGGUGGAGCGGACUGCUCUGGCACUGGACUGGAGCAGCUGACCAGGGCAGGACUAGGCACCGGUAGAGCGGAUUGCUCUGGCACUGGACUGGAGCAGCUGACCAGAGCUGGACUCGGCCCUGGUGGAGCGGACUGCUCUGGCACUGGAGUGGAGCAGCUGACCGGAACUGGAGUGGGCACCGGUGGAGCGGACUGCUCUGGAAACAGCCGUACCGGGCUGCGGACACGCACCACUGGUCUGGUGCGAGGAGCAGGCACGGGCCUUGCCGGACUGGAGACGCGCACCACUGGUUUGGUGCGAGGAGCAGGCACGGGCUGUGCCGGGCUGGCGGCACGCACCACUGGUUUGGUGCGAGGAGCAGGUACGGGGCGUACCGGGCUGGCGACACGCACCACUGGUUUGGUGCGCGGAGCAGGUACGGGCCGUACCAGGCUGGGGAGGCGCACUGGUGACACAGUGCGUCGAACCUGAGCAGGAUAUACUGGACAGUGGAGAUGUACUGGAGGUCUGGAGUGUACAGCUGGCACAACUCGUCCUGGCUGGAUGCCCACUUUCGCACGACACGUGCGGGGCGCUGGCACAGGACGCACUGGGCUGUGAAUGCGCACUGACGACAGUGCGUAUCUCCGCAUACCUUGGUUCCUCAAUGAACACACAAUCCUUUUGUUGCCUGACCAGCUCCUCUCUCCGUGCCUCCACUACUUCCUUUUCCCUACGGGCCUCCUGCAGCGCCUCCUCUUGAAGGGAGCUCUCCUGCUCUAUUCUCCCUAUCAGCCCCUGUAAUGUGGUGGCCUCCUCUCUUAAACUGCAGAUCCGCAGGUCUUGGAGGACCUCUAAAAUAGCGGCCUCCUCCUCUACAGUCAGCCUUUUUACGGCCUCCUGCUGCCUCAUCGUCCACCCUUUUUUUAUUGGGGUUGCCCUCUCGGGUCUCCUUCAUUGUCGGCACUGUUGGCGCCGUUUCUCCUCUCCUACCCGGGCUUCUUCCUUCGCCCAGGGUCCUUUAUUGGCUAGAUUCUCCUUCAUUGCCUCCCGGUAACGGAUGGCCUCCUCCUCAGUAAUUUUCCCCCAACCGAGGAGGACAUCUACCAAGGUUACCUCCCGUUGAGUCCCAGGCAUUUGGUCCUUCUGGGCACGCUGCUUGGUCCUUGUUUGGUGGGAUCUUCUGUCACGAUCGUUGAGAGACGGGUCAGACCAAGGUGCAGCGUGAUAUGCGUACAUAUUUAUUAAGACGAAUAAACACUUGACAAAAUAACAAAACAACGAAAUCGCGAAGUCCUAUGGGCUAUACACACAACAAGCCUAACAGGAACACAAACAAGAUCCCACAACUAAGGUAGGCAACCAGGCUACUUAAGUAUGAUCCCCAAUCAGAGACAACGAGCGACAGCUGCCUCUGAUUGGGAAUCACACCCGGCCAAACAUAGAAAUAGAAACCUAGAUCUACAACAUAGAAAUACAAUAACAUAGAUCUCAACAGAAACUCACACCCUGACCCAACCAACGAGUUCUCUAGAUCAGGGCGUGACACCCGCUCCAUCACUUUGGUCUUAUUAAGGACAUGUAGAGUGUAGUUAAUUGGAGACCAGUGGUCCUGUUAUUCUCCAACAAUCAGCUCUAUUGUUGUGACCUCACUACUAAGCCUGGUCACUCUAGGUUAGAGCCAUGAAUGGCUGCUCUGUCUGUAACCACUGUGUGAAUGGUUCCUAGCCAGAGGAGAGGAUCAUUCAACUAAAAUAAUCUCCAUGAUCCAGAUUUUCCACAUGUUGGUUUCCCUCCAGAAGGAUUAUUAUUUUCCCUGUUUGUUCACAAACGCAGGCUGUAGAGACAGUGGAGUCCUGCGUUUUCCUCCUGCAUCAUUGUUCUAAAUCAGGAUUAGAAAGUAUUAGGUUUUUGGUCUUUUGAGAUAAAUAUGAAACCUAGUCAUUUAAAUGGAAAAGACACAGGAUGUCUUGCAGCGGGACAAAGAAAAUGCUUGUUUUUAAGCCUUUGAGAGAGAUAACUUUUUUUAAGUAAGUCAGUCUCCUAUCGAAUAUUCUUGAACUUUCAACUCUCUCCACAGUUGUUUCCAUGGUUAUGCUAACUUUAAACCCUUUGCGUUGGUCUUUGAGUAGCAUUUAACCUACUUAUUCCAAUGGAGAAUAAAACUGUAGUCAAUGACAGUACUUCCAAUAUUAACUGACUGUGAUGUGUGUAUGUUUGUCUGUGUGUAGGUUGGGAUGCAGAGAUGGACUGGAAGGACGUGUUGUCUGGGGGAGAGAAACAGAGAAUGGGUAUGGCUCGCAUGUUCUACAACAGGUAAGACUUGGCCUGCCAUCUUAGGCUUUCUUUAACCCUGGAUGUAUGGUUUGGAAAAACUUCAUAGUAGAUAUUUAGAGGUGCUGUUGAUUGAAUAGCCCAUAUUCCUCUCUUGUUUGAUAGUUGAUUGAUUGGUGGCUAGUUGAUUUAAUGAAUUGUUAAUUAGAAAUAUAUAAAUUACUAAAUUCCUUUUAAUUGUGUGUCAGGCCAAAGUAUGCCCUGUUGGAUGAGUGCACCAGUGCUGUCAGCAUUGACGUGGAGGGAAAGAUAUUCCAGGCUGCAAAGGAUGCUGGGAUAUCCUUACUGUCAAUCACCCACAGGCCCUCUCUCUGGUAAGAGACAGAUAUCAUAUCUGGACCAGUCUGUCCACCCCAAUUCUGAUCUUUUUUCCACUAGUUGGUAUUUUGACCAAUCACAUCUUUUCACGUCAGAUAUUUUUUUUGGAGUUGAUCUGAUUGGUCAAAAGACCAAUUAGUGAAAAAAUAUCAGAAUUGGGCUGCCUGUGUAAAUGCAGCCAUAGUGUCUCUUCCGACAGCCGCUGUGUCUCCAAUACUUAGGUGGAGCACCAUGAGUUUGGCAAGCAAGACUAGUCAGAUAGUUUCUUAAACCUCCAAUGUGUAAUAUUUCUGCCACUGUUUGUCUUGAAGCACACAGAUUCUGUACUGAACACUGUAGAACAGUUUUAAAGGAAAACUGUAUAGAAACCUUUAGAAAAAAUUAAAAGGAAAUGCAAAAAAAUGAACGCAAAACAAGUAGUAGGCUAUAAGCAAAUGCACCACUAGUUAUCACGUCAGCAGUGCUCUAUUCUGUAUUUUCUCAGAGUUAGCCUCAGGCGUUAAACAUGAUUGUAGUGCAAACACAAAUAGUACUACCACAAUAUUGUGCAAGUCUGUUCCUCUCAGGAGAUUGCUGCUGCUAGUUAGUUGCUUGUUUAACCUUAGCAGUCACGUAACCCUAUGACAUUUUACACAACAUGACAUAACAUGGCAUGACACUACAUCACGCAACAAGGCUGAGCACAGCACAAAAUAAUCACAACAAGACUGCAACCACAAUAGAACAGAACUCAUGCACCAUCACGAACACUGCAAUCAUUUUGCAUAACACAACCAUAAGGUCAAAGACAAUUGUAUACUAUUUUGAAAUAAUGUUGUGCUUGGACUGGAUAAUGAAUGAAUAAAAAAGAGAAACAUAACGCAACCAUGAAAUAAUCCCAUCCCUAACCCAUAUUAUUGUCAUACCUACAGGAAGUACCACACCCACCUGUUACAGUUUGAUGGUGAGGGAGGAUGGAGGUUCGAGCAGCUGGACACCGCUACGCGUCUCUCCCUGACCGAGGAGAAACAGCGCCUCGAGUCCUCACUUGCAGGAAUACCCAAGAUGCAACACAGACUCAACGAACUCUGCAAGAUCCUGGGAGAGGACUCAGUCCUCAAAACAGCCGACGCAGCAGAGGAG
Molecule: messenger RNA, 5084 nt
Organism: Coregonus sp. 'balchen'
Lineage: Eukaryota; Metazoa; Chordata; Actinopteri; Salmoniformes; Salmonidae
Source: the annotation of a GenBank genome assembly